Molecule: messenger RNA, 2373 nt
Organism: Ipomoea nil (Japanese morning glory)
Lineage: Eukaryota; Viridiplantae; Streptophyta; Magnoliopsida; Solanales; Convolvulaceae
Exons: 7
Coding region: 150-2162 (670 amino acids)
Cellular component (GO): membrane
Source: RefSeq, a predicted model, not a curated record
CAUUUUCCCUCUUUUUCUUCUUCCUUUGGUAAGCCUGAAAGCUGUAGAAGCGAACUCCGAAGCGAAUAGCAUUCUCAUUAAUGGCGAUUGUGCGGUAGGCCACCAUUUUUUCAGCUUUCAAUUGUGCAAGUGAAGCUAUCGACUCAGGAAUGGAAGGUGGAGGAGGAAGAGAGCAGAGCUCGGCGCCACCUAAGCCCUCGAAGUUCACGGUGUAUCAAAACCCGGCUCUCUCCGCCGCAUUAACCUCCAAUAGCCUCCGCCCCUCCAUGUCCACCUUCCUGUUCCUCCUAUCGCUCUCCUCCGCCUCCGCCUUUGCCCUUCUCAGCGUCAUCUCUAGGGAAAAUGGAAUUGUUGAAAGUUUGAAAAUUGGAUACGCUUCUCAAGAAACUGCUCGUCUUUUUACCAAAGUGAUACAAAGCAUUGCCGGUUUUUUUUUAAUUGGAACUUUUCUUGCCCUUGUUAAGGCUAUUCUUCUUUGGAGAAAAAGGAAUACAACAGAAUUGAUGAUUACUUCUCCAGCUAAAGGAUCAAAGGAACAGAUGCGGCUGACUAAUCGACAACUAGGGCUUUUAGGAAUUAAACCAAAGGUUGAACAGGGCACAGUAGAAUCUUCAAAGAAACCUCCCAAGUCCAAAAUGACCUCUCCAUUAGAUGCCCUUGUCCCAGUUCAUCAGCCAAUUUCCAGUGCAAGCCGUUCAGCUAGACUGAGUAGUGAAAAAUCAAGUGCCAGUAGUGGGUCUAAAAUACAUACUUUCAGCACCCCAUCCAAGUCUCCUGCUUCCCAAUCUCUGAUUCUAGUCCCUACAUCUUCACAACCACCUUCUCUCCAGACUUCACCUUGGUCAAACAAGCGAGCUCCUUUUCACAAAGAGAUAAUGACAGAAGAAGAUCUUGAAAAGUUUUUGGUUGAUGUUGAUGAGAAAAUUUCUGAAUCGGCAAGUAAAUUGUCCACCCCACCACCCACGAUAAGUGGUUUUGGUGUAGUCAGUCCUGGUAACAUGCCCAGUUCAGCUAACACUUCUGGAACUCCUAGAAGUACUCCUUUGAGGCCUGUUAGGAUGUCCCCUGGUUCACAAAAGUUCACUACUCCUCCAAAAAAAGGGGAGGGUGAUCUACCUCCUCCCAUGUCAAUGAUAGAAUCUAUUGAAGCUUUUGAACAUCUUGGUAUAUAUCCACAGAUUGAACGAUGGCGUGACCAUCUUAGGCAGUGGUUUUCCACAAUGCUUCUCAAUCCCUUGCUUAACAAAAUUGAUACUAGUCACGUGAAGGUCAUGCAAUCAGCUGCUAAACUAGGAAUAACAAUUACUGUCAGUCAAGUGGGAAGUGAAAUCUCAAGUGCUGGAACUACUAUAGUCUGCACACCUGGGAUGACUAAUGAAUGGCAAUCCUCAUUCUCUCUUGAUGAAGAUGGACUUCUUCACCAACUGCGUGCCAGUCUUGUUCAAACCCUUGAUUCUUGCAUGUCAAAGUUGACUCCUAGCAAUUUGCAACAAUCCCCACAGCAGAGCACCUUAAUCCCUGUUGUGCAAGAGUGCAUCGAUGCUAUAACUGAGCAUCAGAGGCUUCUUACUUUGAUGAAAGGAGAAUGGGGAAAGGGCUUGCUUACCCAAGGUAGUGUUCGUGCAGAUUAUACUGUAAGGAGAAUUCGAGAGCUUGCUGAAGGGACAUGUGUGAAGAAGUAUGAGUAUCUGGGUGAAGUUUAUGACAAUUCAAACAAGAAGUGGAGUAGUGACCUUCCUACAGAUUCACAUCUGCUCCUAUAUUUGUUUUGUGCUUUCUUAGAACACCCUAAGUGGAUGCUACAUGUUGAUCCUACGGCUUAUGCUGGAUCUCAAUCAAGCAAGAACCCCUUAUUUCUGGGUGUUUUGCCUCCUAAAGAACGGUUUCCAGAAAAGUAUAUAGCUGUUGCUUCAGGUGUCCCCUCAGUGCUUCAUCCAGGAGCUUGCGUAUUGGCUGUUGGGAAGCAAAGCCCCCCAGUAUUUGCCUUGUUCUGGGACAAGAAGCCUCAGUUCUCUUUACAGGGAAGAACAGCAGUUUGGGACUCGGUAUUGCUUCUCUGCUACAAGAUAAAGGUUGGUUAUGGAGGGAUAGUUCGAGGCUUGCACCUUGGUUCAUCAGCAUUGGACAUUCUUUCAGUUCUAGAUCCGGAACCAGAAGAUUGACAAACUGAAAGGCAUUAGUUGUAAGAGUGCCAUGAUUUUGAUAGAGUAUCUGGCACGCAUAUGAAAUAUGAAUGCCCAGAGUGUUCAGUGUUGUAUUGUUUUAUAAUAGCCAAGUCAGACUAGACUCUUGUUUCUGAUAUCUUAAUAUCUUAAAAUUUGACUUGUUUCAAUGCACGUCAGGAUAUUGGGAAGGAAAAGUUCUAUAAUAACU